Messenger RNA from Schistocerca piceifrons (Central American locust), 981 nucleotides. Its product is annotated as zinc finger protein 239-like. Gene Ontology annotation, biological process: regulation of transcription by RNA polymerase II. Bases 1 to 981 code for a protein of 326 amino acids. Gene Ontology annotation, molecular function: DNA-binding transcription factor activity, RNA polymerase II-specific; RNA polymerase II cis-regulatory region sequence-specific DNA binding. The transcript has a single exon. Lineage: Eukaryota; Metazoa; Arthropoda; Insecta; Orthoptera; Acrididae. Gene Ontology annotation, cellular component: nucleus. The record is from RefSeq and is a predicted model, not a curated record.
AUGCAUAUCUUCAUCCACAUUGACGGUGUGCAGGCACCUGCAUUUGUGUGUAAGUCAUGUGGUGAGGUAUUGCCCGCUGAUGACUGCUUGAAAGAACAUUUGAGAGUGAGGGAGUGUGCCCAAGCAUUAUCUGCUACCAACAGUGAGAAACUUGAAUGCAGUGAUGAUCAUGAAAACAAUAUCUCCUUCGAGUGUGUACAAGAAGGAAUCGUGGAACAGACUGAGGAGCCCCCUUCGUACAAGGUACCCAGGAAAACUUUUAAAAAAUCCUUUAAUGACAUAUGUAAUACACUUACUGUGAAAGAAGCUGAAGAGGAACUCGAAAGAUGUAAUGACUGUGGAAUUUUAUGUUCAAGUGACCAUGUACAUGUCCACACUGUGCUAAGUGCAAAGAGACAUCACAAAUGUGAUGUUUGUGGUAAAAUGUUUACUCAGUUAUGCAAUCUUAAGAAACACAGAAUAAUACACACUGGAGAGAGACCCCACGAAUGCGAUGUUUGUGGAAAAUCGUUUACUGAAAGGGGCAAUCUCAAGAAACAUGAAUUAAUACACACUGGACAGAGACCACACAAAUGCGAUGUCUGUGGAAAAUCAUUUGCUCACUCGGGCCAUCUGAAGACCCACAAGUUAAUACACACUGGACAGAGACCACAUAAUUGCGAUGUCUGUGGAAAAUCAUUUACUCAGUCGGGCCAUCUCAAGACCCAUAAGUUAAUACACACUGGACAGAGACCACAUAAUUGCGAUGUCUGUGGAAAAUCAUUUACUCAUUCGGGCAAUCUCAAGACCCACUCAUUAAUACACACAGGAGAGAAACCCCACAAAUGUGAUACUUGUGGUAAAUUAUUUAAUGUAUUGAGUUAUCUCAAGGCCCACAAGUUAAUACACAGUGGAAAGAGACCCUACAAAUGUAGUAUUUGUGGAAAAUCUUUUACUCAGUGGGGCAGUCUCAGGAGACACAAAUUAAUACACACUACAUAG